CACCACCGAGCCACAGCGUCGACAAUCGCCUAUCCUCCCGGUGACUCUCACGUCUCUGUCCGAGGGGGGUCUGAUCCAGAGUACCAGUCAUCCUACAAUGGGCUGGGGGAGAUCAACUCAACCCGGAGAAUGUGCAGAGAGCCGAGGAUAGGAUCCAGACAAUCGCACCGAAUCAAUGAGGGCUUCUCUCUCUCCUCUCGGCCCCGGUGUCUGACAGCCAGCCGCGCACAGUGCGUAAAAGUUCUCGGAGCAGAGAGGACGUGCCUCCGUGGAGCUGUGCUUUAAAUGUUGAGAUCCCGCCCUUGUCGGAAAUCGUUGUAGCGACUCGAAUUCUUUAUAGUCCCGCCGAGCGGAUGGAGUGAAUUGUGCCAAAAGGGGGAGAGGGACAGAGCACAGUUUGGCUGCGUGUGAUGAUAGGAGACACAAUGACGCUCUUGUCUCUUCUGGGUCGGAUCAUGCGCUAUUUUCUCCUCAGGCCGGAGACGCUGUUCCUGCUGUGCAUCAGUCUGGCGCUGUGGAGCUACUUCUUCCACACGGACGAGGUGAAGACCAUCGUCAAGUCCAGCCGGGAUGCCGUGAAGAUGGUGAAGGGGAAAGUGGCGGAGAUGAUGCAGAACGACCGGCUGGGAGGCCUCAGCGUCCUGGACGCUGAGUUCUCCAAGACCUGGGAGUUCAAGAACAACAACGUAGCCGUGUACUCCAUCCAGGGCCGGAGGGAUCAUAUGGAGGACAGGUUCGAGGUGCUCACCGACAUCGCCAACAAGAGCCACCCGUCCAUCUUCGGGAUAUUUGAUGGCCACGGUGGAGAGGCUGCAGCUGACUACGUGAAGGCCCACCUGCCCGAGUCCCUGAAGCAGCAGUUGCAGGCCUUCGAGAGGGAGAAGAGGGAGAGCACCCUGUCCUACAGCAGCAUCCUCGAGCAGCGCAUCCUGUCUGUGGAUCGGGAGAUUCUCGACAAGCUCUCGGUCAACCAUGACGAAGCAGGAACAACAUGUCUGGUAGCGCUGCUGUCGGACAGAGAACUCACGGUGGCCAAUGUUGGAGACUCUCGCGGCGUGCUGUGCGACAAAGAUGGGAACGCUGUCGCACUGUCACAUGAUCACAAACCCUAUCAGCUCAAGGAACGCAAGAGGAUCAAGAGGGCAGGAGGUUUCAUCAGUUUCAACGGCUCCUGGAGAGUGCAGGGCAUCCUGGCGAUGUCCCGCUCUCUCGGGGACUAUCCACUGAAAAACCUCAACGUGGUCAUCCCCGACCCAGACGUCAUGACCUUUGACCUGGAUAAACUGCAGCCGGAGUUCAUGAUCCUCGCCUCCGAUGGCCUGUGGGAUGCCUUCAGCAACGAGGAGGCUGUCCGGUUCGUCCGCGAGCGCCUGGACGAGCCUCAUUUCGGCGCCAAGAGCAUCGUCCUUCAGUCCUUCUACCGCGGGUGCCCUGACAACAUCACCGUCAUGGUGGUGAAAUUCAAGAGUGGAGCCGGGGGGAGCAGCAGCAAGGCGGGGUAGUAGGUUGAGUCUAGAGCUCAUGUUGCAAUCAGUGUUUUCUGUGAUAUUUUUUUUUCCCUCUCAUCUUUUGGAGCAGCAACAUCAGAGGAAGACUGAGAGAAUAUGAAGUAUAGACACUGAGAACUGGACUUUUAACAAGUGCACACACACAUAUACAGGCAAACAUAAAAAUAAGAUUUGGUUUUAUUUGUAGGUCUCUGAAUAAGACGAGGACGUGUAAAUACAAUAUAGACCCAAUAGCCAUCUGCCAACUUAAAGGGAUAAUUCACUUAAAAACUAAAAUUCAUCAUUCAUCUACUCACCAGUAUGAAGAUGGAGGGGUGGGUGAAGUGUUUGAGUGCACAAAACACUUCUGUAGUCUCAGAAGAAAACUUUGUGGCAGCAGAAUCCAAUACAAUUGAAGUGAAUGGUGACCG
Paralichthys olivaceus (Japanese flounder) is the source of this 1918-nucleotide messenger RNA. RefSeq names its product protein phosphatase, Mg2+/Mn2+ dependent, 1La (gene ppm1la). The record is from RefSeq and is a predicted model, not a curated record. Gene Ontology annotation, biological process: peptidyl-threonine dephosphorylation; positive regulation of canonical Wnt signaling pathway; positive regulation of canonical NF-kappaB signal transduction. Gene Ontology annotation, cellular component: nucleus; cytosol. Gene Ontology annotation, molecular function: cation binding; protein serine/threonine phosphatase activity. NCBI's taxonomy places the organism in Eukaryota, Metazoa, Chordata, Actinopteri, Pleuronectiformes, Paralichthyidae.